AAGUAUAGACUACAUAAAGAAACACUAUUCUUAAAACAAGUCUUGAUCUAUUGUUAUUUAAUUUCACAUUUGUUAAUACAUUCUCUGUAAAGGAUAAAAAAAUUCUUCAUUUAAAGUGUAUAGAGAUUAUUAGAAACGUGGAAUAAGUUUUUUUGUUUGUUACGAUGACUGAUCAAGAAUGUAAUGAUACGACAAAGGAAGAUAUUUACCCCGUCGCUGAAUGCCGCGCGUGCCUGCAAGUCUUAUAUUCCGAUUCCAAUUUACUGAAUAUAUUUGAACCAUGGACGCCGCCGUGGGAUGGGAUGGAAAAUACUAUAGCCGAAGACUUAGUGAAGCUUACUAAUAUUCAAAUUUCAGAAACUGAUAAGCAUUCGAAAUUCAUAUGCGAGACAUGCUACCAGGUUCUGCUUGGGGCAUGCCAUUUUACAGCCUGUGUUAGGAAAAGUUAUCAAAUAUUACUCGAACGCUAUCCUUGUGAGUCUCAAAUAGAUGUAAACAAUAAAGUGUGGCCUAAACCAAUACAAGUAGACAAGACUGUACACAGCUCAAUGUACCAAAACCCUGUGGACGUAGAAAUCAAACAGGAAGCUAUUUCCGAUGAAGAGUACAGUAAUGCUAUGGAGACAUAUGAUGAAGGGAAGGAUAAUUUAGCAAAUUUAGAUAUUAAGAUUGAACCGGAGGAAAUACAGAUACAGAAUAUUCAAAUAAAAGUUAACGGUACCAUAAUAGAAGGGCAACUUAAUUGUGACUCGUCAUCAGAACACGUAACUAAUGGAAAUAGUACAAUGGAAGAUAAUGAGUUAAGGGAUAUUGUGAAGGAGGAGCCGCUAACAGAUGAUGAUGAAAAUGACAAUCUAGCCUCGGAUCUACCGCUGGAAUGUCUCCUGUGUUCUAAAGCAUUCAACAGUGUUACUGGAUUGAAGGCCCAUGUGAUUGCACAACAUUCCUAUAAAUCUGUGAAACGGAAGUCGAACAGUGUGUCGCCACAGAAGAAAAAAUGUAAUUAUAUCUGUGCUAUAUGUAGAAGACGUUUUUCAACAUCCACGGAUCUAAUGGUGCACGAAACUUGUCACAAUAAGAGCGUGUGUUAUGGCUGCAAUCAGAGCUUCGACACGUUCGCACAAUUGACUGUACACAGACGGACGUGUAAGGCCGUCGCGAGUCGGAUGAGACAUAAGACUCUGGAUGACGUUUUAAGGCCUCAAACCCAAGUUAAACAGCCAAAAAAGAUAAGGAAAAAGGAAUUGCACUGCACAGAGUGUAAUGAAACAUUUAGUGACGUUUACUACAAGAGGAUUCAUGAAGAAGUUCAGCAUAGUUUGACAAGUGACGAUGUUAGUAAUAAGGUUGAAUCCAUGGAGGUUGAUGUACCUGGUAGGAUAUUAACAAGAAAUAAACGAAAAGAAGGUUACAAGCAAUAGAUUCUGAUUAUAAAUUAUAUUAAAAGUUGUAUUUUUUGAUUUUGUGAAUCUGAAAUAUAAGAUACCAAUCAUAUGACUGAUCUUCAUGCCUAUUACAAGUUUGUAUUAUCAGACCUACAGUUUCUAAGUAUUUAAACACUAAACUUAUAUAUAAAAGUUUAUACUUUAUUGUUGAAAACUUAAAACUAUUGGUAUUAAGGUUGACAAUACUAACUCAUACUAGGCACAGGUCACGGUUAAUUCAGUUUUGACUCUGGCAAUAUGACUGGUUGCUUAUAACAGUAGAAUACGCUUCAUUAAAAUUGUUUCAAGACUUCUUACACCCAAUGAACUGUGAUUCCCGAACGCUGUAAUAUUUUAUAUGGUCAAUAUUUUUUUCAUUGCUAAAAAAUUAUAUAAAUUCCUUUGUAAUUAACACCUUGUUAAGUUACAUUUUUAAUUGCCGUUAUGAAAACUAUAUAUUUUUUUUUUGUAAUAAAGUAAUUUUACUGUAAUUUGAUAAUGAUGAUUUUCUAUGUCGUUUAACAUAAUUUCAUUUGUAUUAUAGUCACAAUCACCAUAUGUAAAUAUAAUGUAACAUAAUGUAUCGUCGUCCCUCGUAUGUAGUAAACUUUGUUUUGCAAUUAA
This is a messenger RNA of Danaus plexippus (monarch butterfly), 2048 nucleotides long. RefSeq names its product zinc finger protein 813-like. Lineage: Eukaryota; Metazoa; Arthropoda; Insecta; Lepidoptera; Nymphalidae. Gene Ontology annotation, cellular component: nucleus. Gene Ontology annotation, molecular function: DNA-binding transcription factor activity, RNA polymerase II-specific; zinc ion binding; RNA polymerase II transcription regulatory region sequence-specific DNA binding. The transcript has 8 exons. Gene Ontology annotation, biological process: regulation of transcription by RNA polymerase II. Bases 165 to 1421 code for a protein of 418 amino acids. The record is from RefSeq and is a predicted model, not a curated record.